Alternaria burnsii is the source of this 447-nucleotide messenger RNA. RefSeq names its product rna-binding domain-containing protein. The transcript has 5 exons. Lineage: Eukaryota; Fungi; Ascomycota; Dothideomycetes; Pleosporales; Pleosporaceae. The record is from RefSeq and is a predicted model, not a curated record. Bases 1 to 447 code for a protein of 148 amino acids. Gene Ontology annotation, molecular function: RNA binding.
AUGUUCACCAACUCAACUUCCCACUACAACCUCCCCACCACCCGCCCAAGCCUACACACCCAGCAGCCGCCCUUUACCGUCCAUCUCAGUCGCCAAAGUAUGAGUCGAGGAGGAAAAUUGGCACCGGAAGUCAACCGAGCUCUCUUCGUAAAGAACCUGAGCUUCAACGUCACCCCAGAGGAACUCUUCGACCUCUUUGGCAAGUUCGGCCCCGUGCGCCAGAUCCGCCAGGGAAUCGCCAACAACACCAAGGGCACAGCCUUCGUCGUCUAUGAAGAUGUAAUGGACGCAAAGUCGGCUUGCGACAAGCUGAACGGCUUCAACUUCCAGAACAGAUACCUCGUCGUAUUAUAUCACCAGCCAGAUAAGAUGCUCAAGGCCGCAAAUGAUCUCGCCGAGCGCCAAGAGAACUUAGAAAAGCUCAAAAAACAACACGGUAUUGAUUAG